Molecule: messenger RNA, 1119 nt
Organism: Cuscuta europaea
Lineage: Eukaryota; Viridiplantae; Streptophyta; Magnoliopsida; Solanales; Convolvulaceae
Source: the annotation of a GenBank genome assembly
AUUAAAUGCUCAGUCUCUCUCGCGCCUCUCUCUCUUCUCCUUCGUCUCUAUUCCUCCGCUCAAACCAAAUCUUCCCUUUCCUCUGAAAACCUCAAAUCACGGAAACCACCGCUACCGUCCUUCGUCAUCAGCCUCCUCAACGUUUCUGCUGUUCGAACAGCAGAUAAGAGGGAGAUGGGGAAGUACAUGAGAGAAGCUAAGAUCGCCGGCGAUGUGGCGGUGAUGGAGCUAUCACAGACCACAAUUGGCGUUCGCACUCGCGCCCGAACCCUAGAACUACAACGCCGUCAAUCAGCUUCGCUGCCGCCGAAUCUAGACUCCGGUUAUCUCCAGCUCCGCUCUCGGAGGCUAGAGAAACCCCCGACCCUCCCCGUUAAUACCAAAAAAUCACCCAAGCGCAACCAGAACUCGGGGUCGAAACCGGUGAGCUCAGCGCAAGACCUGGAUUCCCAUCAUUCGGAUGCCGAUUCUAGCUCACGGGUCAGAGUGAAUUCGGGUUCAGUAAAGUGUGAUAGUUACAAUUUGAGCUUAGGGACGACUUCGUAUGGGAUAGACAUAGUUGACACUGAACCAAGAGACAGGGAAACCACUCCUUGUAGCUUUGUAAGUGAGGAACAAGACCUGAAUGCCCUUGGUUCAGUAACAGGGUGGGCAAACAUGAGUUAUCUUCCUUCAAUAGGAGAAAUGGACGAAUUCUUCAUUCACUCAGAACAGAAACAGCAGACACUUUUUAUUGACAAGUAUAAUUUUGACAUUGCCAAUGAUAUGCCUCUGCCUGGACGUUAUGAUUGGGUGAGAGUGAGUCAAUAAUUGAUCUCAAUAUUUACUGCCCAUUCUUUCUCCAAUGCCAAAGAAGUGAGGAAGCUAAUUGCCGCUCCUAUAGUUUUAGGCCCUCUAUUUAUUGUAUUAGCUGUAGACUUGUGUAUGUGUAGUUUACAAUAAUUACCAUUAGGAGCGUCAUUAUUGUGCAUUAUAUUAACAUUUAGGAGUUACUUUUAUGAAAUAGCUUCUUGCGUUUCCAUCUUUGUAAUAAUAAUAUAAUAUGCAAGAAGCAGAAAUGUUCAGUCUCGUUUGAAUAAAGUUUGAUUGAAUUACUUGCAAUUAGAUAAAAAUACAAAU